AUGGACAAUUCCAGGAAUGCUAGUCUUAAACCAGUGCAAGCGUCCAACCUCCCCGCCUUGAUUGUUGUCCAAAGCGUUUUUCUUACACUGAUAAUGAUAGUUAGCGCCGUAGCUAACAGCUUUAUAUGUCGCUGUAUUCUGGUUCACCGAUCUCUACGAACGAUUACGAACUCUUUUAUCUUUAAUCUCGCGGCUACAGAUUUCUUGUUAUCCGUGCUGUGUAUGCCUUUUGCUUUGGUGUCCGCCAUCACCGGCCGAUGGGUAUUUGGCGAGGUCAUGUGUAAGCUUACAGGGUUUCUGAUCUCAGUUCUGUGUAUUGCGUCUAUUCUAACUUUGGUUUUAGUAGCUAUCGAUCGAUAUCUGGCGAUAUGUCGUCCACUGAAAUACUGCAUCCUAGUCACGCACAGGAAAAGUGUAAUGAUGUUGGUAUAUGUUUGGCUUCAUGCUGCUGUAUGCUCCAUUCUGCCUGUCAUUGGCUGGGGACAGGGCUACAAAUUUGUUGUUGAAGAAUCAAUUUGCCGGCCGGAGUUCGGAAAACCUACAGCUGAUAACGGCUACACAAUAUUUUUAUUCAUAACUUGUUUUGUUGGGCCAUUUUCAAUAAUCGCAUUCACAUAUGUCUCCAUUCUGUUCACAGCCAGGAGACAAUUUCGCCGGGUUCAUCAAGCCAAAGUGACCCCGCCUAACCCGAUUAACAGCACGCAACCAAGCAGUUCCCAACUCAACGUUAUCACAGACUACCAUGGUGAAACCACCAUUGCUCAUACGCCAGAAAACACUAUUGUAGGAGAAGAAAUAACUUCUGCGACUAACACCUCACGUUUCAAGAAGUUAUAUACCUCAAGGAUCAUAAAGAACAGACGACGGCAAAAGGCGAGGGGUUUUAAAAUGCUUUGGUUAAUUGUGGCGGUUUUUCUAAUCUGUUGGAGCCCUUACUUUAUUUUCAUAUUCUAUAGCUCUAUUCAUCACCGUCGUUUCUCCAGAACAGUCAAGGUACCAGUCAUGCUCCUAACGUUUCUCAAUAGUGCCUUAAACCCAUUUUUAUACGGGUUUUUGAACGGAAAAUUUCGGUCAAGCUUGUGGGAGUCAAUUGGAGAGAAGUUUGCUUUCUGCAAGUGGAAACAAAACGAGACAAAAUCGAGAGUGCAUCAUAUUAAUUGAGGAUUUCUGUGGCUAUCGCCAGCAACUCCUUAAUGUAUAUCAGUUAAAACAUAGAAUCGAUGCCAUAAAUCAAUUGUUAUAAAUGAUGGAUGAAACAAGUGGAGGAAGCAAGGAAAUAUACGCGGUAUCAGUGUUCACGGAAACAAAAUGGAUACCUUAAUUGGUAUAGCUGGCCAAUUCUAUAAAACGCUGCCUGGCGCAUUUAAAAAAAACACACACACACACGCACACACACACACACACACACACACACACACUUACAAACACGACCCUUUAAUUUUGCUUUAAAAGCCAGAAGAAUCAGUCUUAGCAUGCAAAUUGACUCUUUUGUUAAAAUUGGUUCUUAUCUAUGUAAAAAUUAAAGACUAUUUUGACGGUAAAGAAAGCAGCUGAACUUGAGGGAAGUACUCCUAAAAUAAAAUAUGAUUCCGUUUUUGCAAUUCACGGGUCGAAAACAACCUGUAUGUUUACAUUAACACUAUGUGUUAACUGUAUCUAAAGUGAUACAUUUGACAUCGUAAUUCCAAAAAAACUUGCUGCUUGUUUUCAGUGCAAUAAACAGUCAUUCUAUUUUUUUUUUAUUUAAAUAAAAGCACAGAUUUAACUUGGUUCCACAUUUCGUUUCAAAUUGUUGGCUGUUGGCGUUGUAAAUUUUACCCGCGUACUCGUCAGGUCAAAUUGUACGAGUUUAUGUUUGUGCUAAAUAUUACUAAAAAGUAUGUUCUCCGCGGAGUUUCAUGUGUGAUAAGACCAAGAGUGAUUUCCCACCAACGUUGUGGUAGCGAUGACACCGAGCAUAUGCUGGUCGUGAGAGAAAACUAUGUGUUUGUUUCGUUCGGAUAAGCCGUUAUGUUUUAUGAGAGAGUUUUUGAUAGAUAUGGGAAAUGAUCUAUAGUCUUCGAAGUCUUGGUAUACGUCCUGCCAAUAAUUCACUCUGCUUUUGAUGGCCAAACUAAAAAGUUAAACGAAGGUUCUGCAAAUGCCGUUUGUUUAUUCAGUUUUGUCAUAUUAAAAGUAGGAAGACCAGAUGGCAGAAGGAGUAGAUUAAUUAGGAACUUGUAAUACUGAAUUUUCUUCCUUUGCCGAAUCAUCCUUUACCGAGUGGAUGAGUCUCAGAUAUUUGAGACUGAAACAUUGUUUAAUACAUGUAAUUUUUAUUUCUCGAACUUUAUGUAUUGCUUCAAACUCCCAUCAAAUAAUCGUGCACAUUCAUGCAGAUCAACUUAAUACACUACCCUGAAUAACAUUUCUUUUCUCAAAGGAGCCAGCGUAUAGUCAAGUAUAGCCAUGAUAGCAAAGCAGCAAAAAAGAUACGGCAAGCAUUUUAUUUAAACAAAAACACUUUGGGAUGACACUAUUCACUCAAACGUAAGAGUUCUCUAGCCUCUUAAUUGUAAAGUAAAAGCAUCUUUGUAAAAAUUGUCUAAAAUAUCAUUACAGAAAUUUCCCUGUUAGAAGAGGUUUUACCGAUACUGUCGCACUUUCACUGGAAGCAUUCACCUUUUGUGUUUAAGCGGAGAGGCUGUUGUCAAAAAUUAAGUGUUAGUCCCGCUUCAUGAAACAAAACCUCUGUUCCCACUAAGAAUGUGAUAAAUGCAAAAUGAAAAACUUAGGAAUAUUCAUUUUGUUCAUUCACUUCAAACAUAACACCCACCAGCUCAUGCAGGACUGAUUGAUUUACAUAAGAGGAAUUCAUUGUCGUUCUCUGACUUCUCGGCAACAAAACAAUACUAAAAAUAGCUAACCAUGCACCAGUGUCAGACCGGCUUUACUGAUUUAUAAAGUGCCCAAAAUUUAUAUCCUGUGGAUAGUUUCUGGCGUUAUUUUAAUUUUUUUUGUUAUUAUUUGCAUUUUGUCCCUCUUUACCUUUAACUUAAGAAAGGUUUUCUUUUACGAUAUUGAGCUAAUUGUAUCGAACAUAGUCUAUUGGUAAGUUUACUCUUAGACGUAUUCAGUAAACAUAUUUUAGGGUUACAAAAGGAGCAACUUCUGCCAACAAUACAAGCUUGCUCACAGGGCAAUUUUGCUCCAGAAUGGAAUUUAGAAUACCACGUUUUCGCCUUUAGGCCUUUAAAAAGUUCUGCAUGUCAGCUAAUAUAAAGACUUACGCCCCCAAAUGGCCACGAGGUAAUUAUAUUUUUUGUGUUGCGGAAGAUGAAAGACAAACUCAGUACUAAAAAAUCACAGCAAGUGUAUCUUUCUACACAAUAAAAGCUAAAUCUUAUAUCAAGCCCAAAGGCCAUCUAAGGAAUAGGGACGCCCCACCGAAACGAAUUUUUUUUCCUUUAAAGCGCGCCAACGACUAAUGAACAAGCAAAACAAUACAUGCUAGGUAUGGGCACGGAAAUUAUAAAUCAAAUAACUUCUGCUUUAACGGCUACCAUGUCCUUUAACUGUCUUGUUGUUUCUCCUCACGGGAAAUCACACAGACACGUAGUAACUAUCAAAACAACUCAUUUCCUCAAUUUUUGUUUUUACGAGUUGAAGUCAACUUUACUUUAGCAAAAUCCCUUCCCGUAAUUUUUUAUUUCUUAAUUAGUUUCUAAAUACGAACUAGUCCAGAAAACGUGACUAGGCAGUCAGCUGGCGAUACUAAAACGCUUUAUUUUAUUUUCAUUCCAAACUGAUUUGUCAUUUCUGUACAGGUUCGCGUCAACGGAAACUUGGUUCUUGCUGAGGAAGCUUGAUCUGACAAACGCCUACCGAAGAAAACUUUAGAAUGCAGAAAAAUUGGCACGAUAUAAGCAAGUAUUCCAAAACACAGGCACUGAAUUUUAGGAUUUUAAAUCUUUUCUUUUUUUUCCUGCUCUUAGAACGCAAGCAGAAAAGCCUCUCUCAGCAUGGUCAGCGCCAUUUUUUUCUUCAUAUUUAUUUUUUAAUAGCCUGCAGAGGCACAAACAGAAAAACAAAACAAAAAAAAUGCUCACGUGGGUUUUACUUAAGGUUGUUUGCACUUUAGUUCUUCAGGGUACCCUGUUGGGGCAUGUCAGUGUACCAAGGGUGAAGGUAGCCUUAGAGCGUGCAUAAGCUCUAGAAAUCGCUAGUUUUGGCAUUCACAUUGCAAUAUUUAGAAAUCUGCUUGAAAUAAAAUAUUCCGAUUAUGAAAUGAUGUAGAGUUAAAAUGGUCCAAAAAUCACGGUACAAGGGUUUGUAACAAAACUUUUCCGUAUUCUUAUUUCGGAGUACGAUCAAUCGAACAAACCCUAAAUCAUACAGUUCACCAGGGCUCGGGGUUUUUUUUUCAUUUUCUGAGGGAAAGGCUGUGGUGGCAAGGUUGAAAGUUCACACGGUUUACCACUCUCGUCCCCAGAGCCUCCUGGGGGCCUGAGCAUCAGGGCCAGGAGGCUCUGGGGGCACAGGAUUUGAAGUCCUAGAUUUUAGGAUUUCCGGUCAUUUCUGAUUUUCUACAACGUUUCUAAUAGCGUUCACUUGAGUCUUGCAGAAGUGUCAAUGACUGUUAAUUAGGUUCAUUCCGGGUACUUCAAGCUACUACAGUUGAUGAAGAACAACUAAUUAGAAGUGCAUCCAUUGAAUUAUUACUUAAUUCAAAAUUUGCCUUUAAAGUAUUCGGUUUUACAAUUUUAAAGUCAUCUCUGAUACGAAAAAAAAGGGUAUUUUAUUACGCUCUUUUCCCACACUGACAAAAAAAAGAUCUGGAGCCCACUCUGGGCCCAUUUCAGCCCUUGGGUCCAAAUCAGCCCUAGCUAAUUGGACUGUAUUGGCCCUGAUUAAAGGGAGCCAAAUCAGACUCAAAAAUAGGACUGUAUUUUACUCACCGAAACGGCCCCAUUUUUAGGGCUAAGACAGAUCUUUCUGAUUUACAGUGUAUAAAUAACAUACGGAAGGCGCAAACGCAUACUGUGCAGCCAAUUAUGUAGCCUGCGUGGUAGGCGUUCGAAAGCGAAGGGGGAGGGAAUUGAUAAAACCUGAGUUAUUUAGAAGUAACACAUUAACACCUGUAAUAUUCAAAGUCUGAAUACAUCGUUCGUAAGUAUCGACUCGGUUUUUUAAAUUGUUAACAAGACAAAAGUUGCCAGCGGCCGAACCAUUUUGUUUAUUGUAUAGAGUAAAAUUUUGUGUUAUUACGAAACCGAUAGUGUUGUUGUUGGCUCUCCUGAUUGGUCAGCGUAAAUGAAGACUUAUUUUUCUGACUUAAUUCCUAUUCAUAUAUAUCAUUAAUAAUAAAACAUAAAUCAACAAAAUGCAAAUAGAGUGAAUUUUACGACUCUGUCUCCUUCUCACAUGUGACAGUCUGAUAUUUCAAGUUUCAAGCAAAUCAAAACGCUAACGAUGAACGAGGAGAAAAUUCCUCUAGUACAGGUAUUCUUAUUCUUCCUUUAGCGCGCAUGCCGGGUUAUAAGAAUUUCCAUACUUAGAAGCGACGAAACCCUAUUUCAAUUUCUUUUCUUCUUCGUGCAGGGUCACAAUUUUGGUGAAUUUUCUGGGAUUUAAUAAGCCUUGCUUUGAUUUUAUUUCUUUUCAACUAAGAUUUUUUGUAUAUAAAUAGCCGAGAACUUAAAACACGUACAGACAAGAUAAUUUUCAGUUCUACAGAAAUCAAAUAUUUUCACCGCACAAUGAUGGCUUUGAGAGCAGACGCUUGAAUUUUAAAUUUAAUUAAAGACAAAAUUAGCUCGAACGUUUUCUGGUUAUUUCACAAUUUAUUACGUUUCCUUGCAUGAAAAACGUAGAGUUUUUUUUUAAAGGGGAACCAUCGAUGUAGUUCUAAGAAAGUUUUAAACUCAGCAGAGGUGUGUGAUUUUACUUCAAAAUCACCUGUCGCUCGCAGCAAUGUAUCCUUGCUUGACAUAUGUUCAGCAUUACUUUAGAAAACGGAAAAAAAAUUACUACAUUGUUUGGAGUCGAAGCAACCGUUGAAACCUUUAGCUCAAAGAGAUAAGGUUUUCUUUUUCAUUUUAUACUCGGCUCGGAAUUCUUAACAGAAUUAAAACACUUUUUUAAGACCAAUAGACAAGGCCAGGAGCCAUAUUUAUGUCUCUUGACAAGACUGAAAUAACAGGUGUGGUAUUAAAGAGACUGGUACGAGUCAAAUCAGGUACCUUAUUUACCGCUGACCUUCAGUUAGUGUGUAUAAUCAUCACUGCCUUCGCAUAGACUGAACUAUUUUAAAAAGCAUAAUUCAUGCUAAAAAUUGUUCACCUUACGAGGACAUAAAAACCCAUUUAAUCGGUGAUCUAGGAAAUUCGGGUUUACUAUUCUUACUAUUGGUCUUAUAUUGGUUGGUUUGUUGUGGAGAGUUUGCAGCUCAAUGUUGCACUUGCGGCUAAAAAAAACAACAAAGCAAACAGCAAAGACAUCAUAAAGGUUGGCUUUCUUAAAUUUUUAAAAAAAAGGAAGAGUGAAGAAGAAAGCCAGUGUGAAAUAUGGCGAAAGGGAACAAAGAUAAUCAAUUAACAGAAGUAAUCUCGAAUCACUGAAUCGUUAUGUCUGACAUGCGCGAUAGAUACCUCUCGCAUUUUGCGUAACAAAAGGAAAAAGUAGAGCCAACAAAUAUUUUAUUAAGAAAGUACUGUAAGGUAUGAAUGUGUAUGCCAAAUUACCAACACACGCUGCUUAUUCAAUUCAACUUGCCAAAUUGACAAUCAGAAUUUGCAGGCCUUCGAAAUGCACUCACAGGUAUGACACUCCUUUCUUAUUUCUAGUAACGCCACUUCAAAAUAUCUCGCCCUUACUAGAAAAACAGCUAAGAGAAAAGCCUUUCGGUUAAGCAACCACAAGUUCAUCAUCGAGACUGGCAGAUACAACCAAAUAAUUAGAUUCGAUAGUUUUUGCCCUGCUUGUAGAUGUAAUCAAAUCGAAGACGAAAUUCAUUUUCUGUUUUACUGUUCCGAAUACUCUAAAUGAGAGAUAAAUUUUAUAGUAAGCUACAAUCUCUGAUCGCAGUAUUAAGUAAUUAUCGGUUGACGAAUUGAUUAUGACAUUUUUUGAAAUCUGCUUCGUAUCUUAUUAACAAAGAAUUAAUUUAAUUCAUAGCAUCUUGUUUUAAACUUCGGAAAAAAUUGUUAUCAACGUAGUUUUCAAUCGUUAUCUUAGUUUGUUGUACGAUUUUGGAAUACUUUUAAGUUAACGGUCUUGCAAAUAAAGCUUAUUAUUGUUGCUGUUGUAGUCUGACAAGAAAGAAACUCAGUACUAUAACGUAUAACCCGAUAUACAGUACUAUAGUUAAAGUAGCAUAAACUGAUAUACAUUACCGUCCAAUGUUUCGCUUAGACAGAAGAAAUGAAAGUUAGUUUUGUCUAACCAAAACAUUGAGCAAUUUAAGUUCCUUUUUCAGCUUUCUGAUCAGCGUUAUACACUAUGCCCAACUUUACUCUCAUUUGCAUGUCGAGUCGACAGAGCGUGGAAAUCGCUUGGAUAAAAAAAUGUCCAAAGCACCAUGAGCCGAAAAAAUCGGAUGCUCUUGCAGGCUACCAUGAGUCAUGUUUGAAGAAAUCUUGCCAGUGAAAACCUUAAAGCAGUUACUUACGCAUGUUUCAGGUCAGGCCUCAGAUUUUCAAAAGAUAGAUACACAGCACUAUGUAUAAGUUACUGACAUAACUACGUUAUGAACAACUGGAGGCCAGGAAUAUAACUGAUAUCUUUUGUAUUUAUACAGCUUCAAGCUUUGCAUGAUGAGCCUAAUCCGCCACCGAUCAAAGAUAGUCAAGGACAAGCCUCUCCCAUCGGGGAAACAGAUGAAAACGCUCGUCUCGUUGGCGAAAAUGAGGAGAAAUCUUAUAGCUCCUCAAGUGGUGGUUUAAAUACUCCUUCUUCAGAAGAAUCUAUUGAAGAGAAAAGAAAAUAUCUUAAUAAUACAACCACGUGAGUUCUUUUUUUAAAACAAAAGACACAAAAAGCGCAAGCUACACAUAUCAUCUGCGAGUGCGCGAACCGGCCGAACUGGUUCAUUCUCGUUACCAGAGCCUCGAGUUUUUUCAGCCUGAACAUAAACUGUUAUCAUAUGAAAUAGAGAAGCGGGGGGCUCUGGCCCCAAUUGUUCAAACCCUGCUUAGCGCUAUCUGUUGGAUAAAUCACUAUCCAGCGGAUACGUGUUAGGAACACCAAUUGUGUUGUCCACUGGACUGGAUAGAUAUUAAUCCAGUGCAUAGCGUUAUCCACCUUUUCAACAACUGGGGCCAGGAGUUGAUAAAAGACCUGUCUGAGAACUCUGCGCAUGCCCUUGGAGCUUGUGAUGGCUACAGACGUGUGUAGCGUGUCUUUAUUGUUGGCUUCUACACUCAGUUGGAUCACUAACAGUGGAUUCUUUUUAGGUCCAGCAACUGCCCUUUUAAAAUCCAGUAGCCUGGGAACGAACAGACAGUUUUAUAGAUCAAAACUUCCUUAUUAAUUGUUGUUUUUCUAUGCAGCAAUAUGCAGGCCCUGGCUCAUCUAUUAAGAGGAAGCAUCGGGACGGGAAUGCUGGGAUUGCCCGAAGCCGUAAAGCACGCUGGGAUUAUCGUAAGUUUGCUUGUCUAGUUUUAGGGGCCAAUUGUUUAUGCAAGCCACUGAUGCAAGCAUUAGACGGUCUUUUUCAACAAAACCGAAGUAAACAAUGUCAUUGUAUAUUCAGACUUAUCAUUAAACUUCUACCAUGCUGUAAAAUUUUCAAGAUGUCUUAUAGCUCUGGUACCCUCUAUUAUAACUAGAGCAAACUAAAACACAUGUCGUUUUAAAUGGAUCGCUUCUAAAUCCAAGUUAGAGGUAUACUCGGGGUAUGUCUACACUCUUGCGUGAGCACGAAAACCAUGUCUUUUUGUUUGCACAUAAGAACUGCAAUUUAGGCGUGGUGUCCUGUGACGGAGCGAAGCUAUGCCGCGCCCGCGGUGGAUUGUCACAUAUCGGAUAUUUUGAUGUAACACUCUUUAGAUCAAUUAAAGUUUCUGGGAAACUGCCCACCUACCCCUCCCCUAAUCCAACAUUUUGCCCUAAGUGAGAACUAAGUGUUAAUGUUCACUUAGGGGAGGGGUAGGUGGGCAGUUUCCCAGAAACCUUAAUUGAUCUUAACACUCUUUGUGGCAGUGUAAAUAAGUACUUGAAACGUAGCAGAAACGAAUGAGUAGGAAAGAGGACUGGAACCAACUAAGACGGAAGUAAAUAUUCAUGAUUGAGGAUUGGGACUUAAUGUACCAAUCCCUCUCGGCCAUAACCUUAAUAUGAAUAUAUCUUUCAGGUUGGUCCCCUGGGGAUGUUGCUUGUUGCUGCGGUUACGGUUCACUGCAUGCAUCUUUUGGUUUAUUGUAGUAGUGUCUUCUGUCGAAGGUAAGCUAGAUGAUGAUGAUGAUGAUCUUUGUCCAAGUUACAGUCGCAAUCAUACCCUUUGUAUUCAGUAUCUUUCCUCUUUGGUUCGUUCAAUACAUAGCCGUACCGUAGCGUCCUUCUUAAAUCUACAUUUUAUAAGAGAAGAACUAUAUAACUGGAGUGACGAAGCCCAAAAACCACUUUAUGGUGAUAUAUAUCUAGCCGGAUUUUUGAAAACGUUAUUUGUUAUUGCCAAAUAGACUUCUUCCGUCCAACAGUUUUUUUUUUCGUACAAAAACUAUCUCCAAAGUAGCAUUAUAAAAACUAAGAGUGCAACCAUUGCUUUUUUCUCGUCUCCUCCUUUCUUCCUCCCCGCUUUUUCUUUUUCUCCUUUCCUUUUCCUUCAUUGGUGUGAUUUUGGAGCUUAUGGAGCUUAAAAAACCUACGGCUUUUCACUCAAAUGACUGUAGAUUUCGUUAGGCUGGUUUUCAAAAAAUCGGGUAGAUAUAUAUAUUCUGCCUUAAGUUUAUCCGUGAUAGUAAUUUCAUGAGCAGCUUCAAAUGGCUUGGCAGCUCAGUUGGUUAGAAUGCUGCCCCCUCCCCCGUAUCUCGAGGUAUCGUAGAGGUAAGAGUUCGAAUCUCGGCAAUCCUGAAUUUUUUAAGCUUUCUUUUCGCAACUGCACAAGUCGCGUCUUUUACGGCUAUUUCAUCAUGACGAGGUUCUAAAAUAUGAGAUUCAUACUUUCAUCAUUUUAUGUUGUUUCUCCACCUCCCUUUUGUUUCUUUUUUGUUUGUAGAACUGGAGAGGCGGCUUUGGGUUAUGGAGAGGUUGCAGAGGAAUGUCUGAGGCGCUACUGGCCAAAAAGAGCCUAUGUUGGAAGGUAAGGUAACAACUUUACCAUUUAUUCCCCUCCCCCUCCCCCCUACCAGCCCCCCCCCCAAAAAAAAGGCUCAAAUUCCAUCGAAUAGAUUACGUAACAGUUAGUAGCAACCGCCACAGCACGGUCAGGUUGUAACGAAGCUGAGCAUCUCCUCUGACCACUGGAUAAAUUUGCUCCAAUUGGUAUUUUCGUUUCAUCCUCGGAGAUUAAGGGAAAGUCUAAUCGGGCGGGAAAAAAUGGCGCGAAGUAAAGUUCUUUCACUUUCCUUGCGCUAUUUUUUCCCGCCCGAUCUGUUUAUUUAUUUUCUCAUUCUUUUAAACACGCUGUCGUCGUACAGAUUGUUUAAAGACUAAGCACUAAAUUCCAAAAGCUUUUCUCACUAUGAAAGGGCCGAAUUCACCCAAGGCCUCGAAGGUUUAUUUCACCCGCCCGUAACAUAAAAUGACGGCUAUUUUCUAUCAUCUACACCUUGAUUCAUUACCUUUUGUUGAACUAUUGUAAAUAGAAUGAUAAGACGCUUUUAACAUUUUUCAGACUCAUCGUGAACAUUUUUCUGUGUAUAUCACAACUGGGAAUUGCCUGUGUAUAUUUUGUAUUUAUCGGCGAUAAUCUAAGACAGGUGAGAGUGCUAAGAGAGGUUUUAUUUGCCUUUGAAAUUUUUUAACAGUAUGCAACCGUAACUGCAACAACUGUCAUUCUCGUCUCCGUCACUUUUCUUCUUAUUUCUAUCAUAUCGCCAUCAUUAUCAGCAGCAGCGAUUUAGCGAGCAAGAGUGGCGCAGUGUUGUGCCAUGCCUGGCUCCUGCUGGGUUCAAGUCCCGGUGUCGACGCCAUAUGUGGGUUGAGUUUGUUGGUUCUCUUCCUUCUCUCUAGCUACUCCGGUUUUCUCCUCUCCUAAAAACCAACACCUUCAAAUUGAAAUUUGAUCUGGAACGCACGGACACGUUUGAAAGAGUUCUUAAGAACUCGUAAGUGCUUCAUGGGUGAAAAAAAAAUUACAAUUACAGAAAAAGUACCAGCACUAGAUGCAUAAUGAUCCGACAACAUCGUCAUCAUCGUUAGUGUCAUACAUAUCUAUCGCCAUAUCGUUAUCACCGUCACCUUAUCUUAAUUGAUUCUCCUUAUUGUUAACAUCAUCAUCCUCAUUUUCACAACCAUUCUUCAUGACUACCAUUAUCGUCAUCGUUUAACCCUUUAAACCCUUACAUCAAAAUUCAAAUUCUCUUUUGUUAUCCCUAUGCGUUUUCAAUAGAAGUAGUGGGGAGAAUUUGUUGAACUAUCAAUUAGAUUCAUCUUGUGUGAUCAUGUCCAUAAUUCUCAUGGCCACUCUGUUUUAUAAAGCAGUGAUAUUACAAGGAGAAAUUUGACGUUGAUCACUCUUAGGGCUUAAAGGGUUAAUACCUCGUCAUCACUAUUAACAUAACCUUUCCGUGUUCUUGAAGUUAGUGAUUGCCAUCAACAACUCCAUCAGUGAUUACGCUCUACGAAGCCUUCCCUCCACCCCUCCCACCGUUCAUUUGAUAUAAACCUCCAAGUUCCUCUUCUUCUACGUUUCAGGUAUCCAACGCUCUGGACAUUAAAACUUGGAUCGCAAUAAUUCUUCUUCCAAUAAUCCUGUUGUCCUUCAUCCGGGAUCUUCGUACCCUAGUCCCAUUCUCCAUCGUGGCAAACAUCCUCUGUCUUGUAGCUAUUGCUAUUAUAUUUCAGUAUAUCGUAAGAAACAUUCAUGACGUUGACAGGCUGCCUGCCUUUAGUGGGUGGAUGAACUUACCCGUCUUCUUUGCAAUGACUGUAUAUGCCUUUGAGGGAAUUGCAGUGGUAAGUAUGAUGUAUUUGGCAUUUGAAUUUUUGCCUAGGUCCGAUGUAUCCUUGUUUUUGUUACCAUGUUUCUACCAAUAGAGUAACUCAAUGAUUCGAUGUAUCAACCUCACCGCGCAGCUCUUAAAUCCCUUGAUUCGGUUCUUUGAAUCUUUUCACGGUGGAAAACUCAUUUAUUUGGCUUUAUCGUGUCAGUUAAUAAAGCCAAAUGACAAACAAGAAAACCAGUGGCGGAUCCAGGGGAGAGGCCCGGGGGGCCCCGGCCCCCCUCCCCCUUUUUUAGACCAAACUGAGGCCCGAAGGGCCGCAAAUUUUUUUUUUUGGAAAAAAACAAAAACCUUUACUGACUCUGUGAGUGAAAGAGUUAAUUGUAUGUAUGUCAUUGAUAGGUUUUGCCGAUUGAGAACAAGAUGGCAGCGCCUCAAAACUACGGCUGGGUCAUUAACCUUGGAAUGGGAAUCGUCUUCGUGUUGUUUUCCUCGAUAGGAAUUUUGGGAUACAUGUUUUGUCAGGAAAAAUGUCUGGGCAGUAUAACACUGAAUCUGCCCAAUGAAGGGUAGGUAUACACUGCGUGACCAAGGACGAACGCCAACCAAAUUUGGUUUUGUCACUUUCUCCUCCGCAGAGGUUCCAGCUGGGCAUCUCAAUAAAAAUAGCGAGCGCGCGGGCGACGAUGAGAAGAGAGAAAAGGCGGGAGCUUCUUCUCUUUCCCCAUCCCAUCGUCCCCCGCGCGCUUUCAUUUCUCCCUCUCCCCAGCCUCCCCACGAUACAAAGAGGCCCGUUCUGCGGGGAAGAGAGGUUUAGUCAGAUAAGUCGACUAUAGGUAAAUCUGACGUUUCGAGUAAUAAGCCCUCCAUAGCGAACAUGAAGAAUCUGCUUUCGAUAGCCAAUAACCCUCAUCUUAACAACUUGUGUUAAACCCACCCAGCUUUGCUGUCUCAGUGCUUAUGUAGAAACGUUACAAAUGUAAACACUUCCACUAUACCGUCCCAACAUUUCCAGAGAAAAUAGAUGACACCCUGCCAACGAGAUUGCAGGUUCUGUGGUGCUCUUCAUGAAAAUUUGGAACUUGGAUUUAGAUCGUCACCGAAAACUUACUAUACAGUUCUUCCCUCAACUCGUUAAAACCUUCACGCACCAUGAUCCUACCUCUCCCCCAGCCCCCACCCCAAGCGCUCCUCGUUGUUUUAAGAAGAGAUCCUUGCAAACAAAAGAAAAUCAUUUUGACGAGACUUAAAAAGGAGGGGGAGAUGUUUAGUUGGGUCUCCUAUAUCAGUUAUUUUCUUAGUGUUUUCCCUCAAACAACGCCAUUUCAACAAGAACGAGUUGAUUUACCGUUCACUCCGUUAACCUCUUUGGUUUUCUCUCUUUAAGAAUUUAUUUAGGAGUGAAACUGCUGUUUGCCAGCUGCAUUUUCCUGACGUAUUUUCUUCAGUUUUAUGUUCCCAUGGUGAUAAUCCAACCUGUGAUUCUUAAACACGUACCUGAGGAAUAUCAGGACGUAGCCGACUUCGCCAUCAGGGCGGCAACAGUGAUUUUUACUUGUGAGUAUAAGCCUAUUAUAGUAUUCAAAGAGGUUCUGUUACGAUGAUAUUGCUGUUUUAAGCCAAUUCUGUGCUUAAGUAAUUACUGGGAGUAAAUGUAUUGACACCUAAAUAAAAUACUUUUUAUCUAUUUUAAUUGAUACUGUUUUUAAAGUAUGAAUAAACCACAAAAUCAGAACGUUUUCUCUACUUUUUCGCAACCAUAAAAUGAACGUGAUAUCCAUUUUGGGCCGUUUUACAGAGAGUAAUGACAGAUUUCCCUAUCCUUUCAUAUACUUCAACUAGUAAAAUCUCUACCCUUUCUUAUACCUGAAGCCUGAAAAAGGUACCCUUUUCGGGCGGAGCCUCUCGUAUAGGCCUUUAUAGGGAGUACCUCCCUGUAAUACUCUCUAGCUCUUAAGAAGACCUUAUAGUGUGUCCUCUCAAACGAAUAUUAUUAACAUAGUCCCAUUUUGAGUUUGCAAUCGCACCUUCAAUUCACGCGGGAAAAAAUGAUUGACAUGUGCUGUGUCGGGAGCGGCGUGAAAUAUCACUCACUGUCCUAUUGGUCAAUUGUCAUGACGUCACCGGUAGAACAUAUAUAACGACCAGUUUUGUCUCAUCAAAACCGUUUUGUUUUAAUUUCAGGUAUUCUGGCAAUCAGCAUACCCCAACUAGAUAAUUUUAUUUCAUUAGUCGGCUCUAUCAGUUGCUCAACACUCGCCAUUAUUUUCCCGGUGGCAAUUCACAUCACCACCUUGACAACAGAGGGAGAUGGCCGUGUUCCCACUGUCACUUUUUUCAAAGACGCCGCUAUCAUGCUCAUUGGUAUUCUAACGUUUCUGUUUGGUACCUACACAUCAGUGGCGCGCAUUGUUGUACGAUACCAGACUGGACACAACUAGAAUUUCUAGAUUAUGACAAUUGACUUAGAUGUAUCUUAACAAACAAGGAAGAAUAAUGGUGGAUUAUGUCCGCUCGAUAUGGUCUAACCAUAGUACCCUUCCACGGUUUUUUUCAACUUUUGAAAUG
Messenger RNA from Porites evermanni, 14651 nucleotides. NCBI's taxonomy places the organism in Eukaryota, Metazoa, Cnidaria, Anthozoa, Scleractinia, Poritidae. The record is from the annotation of a GenBank genome assembly.